AUUUAUAUAUUAAGCUGGUACAAACUCUACCGUGGAAAGCUCCCCCCGUGAUUGAUGCUGAAUGGAAACGACGUGUUGCACAUGACAUGCUUAUGAGCCUCAGUGAAUCUCGGCUUGCUCGUUCUAUUUGUUCACAGUUCAGAGAACGAUUAAAAGCUUCUCACGACCAGUUUGCUGCUUCUUUGCGUCAUCUCGAGGCAAUGCAUUCUGGCCGAUUAGAACGCACCGAAGAGCAACGCUUAAAGGUUCGCAAAUUGCAUGCACCUAAAUUGGCAAAGUUCGCUCUAGAAAGUACUUCUCUCAGGGAUAUCAUACUGUAUGGCAUGCCUCAAAUUGGACGUGAAAUUGGUCGGGGGCAGUAUGGAGUAGUGUAUUCCUGUGACUCUUGGGCCGGAUAUUCUCCAUGUGCUAUAAAAUCUGUAGUUCCUCCUGACGAUAAACACUGGAAUGACUUAGCAAUGGAAUUUUAUUAUACCAGGAGCAUUCCAGAACACGAUCGUAUAGUACAAAUUCGAGGUUCUGUUAUUGAUCUGACAUAUGCUGGUGGGAGUACACCUGCUGUCCUCUUAGUCAUGGAUAGGUUGCAAAGGGAUCUUUACUCUGCUUUAAAAAUGAGUCUGCCAUGGAAAAAUCGUUUGCAGGUUGCACUUGAUGUCGUUCAGGGUAUACGUUUUCUUCACGGCCAAGGUCUUGUACAUAGAGAUAUAAAAUUAAAAAAUGUUUUGUUAGACAAGCAUAAUAGGGCUAAGAUCACAGAUUUAGGUUUUUGCAAACCAGAAGCUAUGAUGUCUGGCAGCAUCGUGGGUACACCAAUUCACAUGGCUCCAGAGUUAUUCAGUGGACGAUAUGACAACAGUGUGGAUGUAUAUGCUUUUGGGAUACUUUUCUGGUACAUAUGUGCUGAUCAUGUAAGACUCCCAUAUGUAUAUGAACAAUGCCAGAGUAAGGAUCAGUUGUGGAAUUCUGUAAAAAAAGGAGCCAGACCUGAACGUCUACCUCAGUUUGAUGAAAACUGCUGGCGUCUCAUGGAAGACUGCUGGAAUGGAGAUCCUGCACGUAGGCCCCUGUUAGGAGAAGUGGAGCCUCGACUGAUGGAAAUAAUCGAUUACUACGAGCAUAAUCCAUUACCAAGCCGAGGUGUGGAGCAAAAGGAAGUUGCAAUCCUUUCGACGAGUCCCUAUAUCAACUUGGAAUUUGCCCCGACAUAGUUUCUACUCUUCCUCGUUCUUAUUUUCUAAGCAUUUAUUUGCUUAUAAUUGUGCCAAGUACAGCAGGAAGUUAAUAUUCCAAAAGAUGACUUUUCCUCUCUUUAUGCUGUCUUCGGUGCACUGGAAAACAAAUGUGUUAUAAUUUCAGAUAGAAUGUGAUUUUUGUUAUAUAUAACAUUGUUUAUAAUGUAUUUACAUAGUUUUGUAAAAUGUUUAUAGCUGUUAAAAUGAAUUUUUAAAAUGUUUAUAGAGUUGUAAAUUGAUGUAAAAUAUGUAAAUAUUAUAGUGAAAUUUUAGAAAUCUUUUUGGCCUACAGAUUGAGAAAUUUAGCAAUGGUAAGCAAGAUCUGCAAUUUAUGUGAUGAAUUCUUGUAAUCUAUUUUGUAAAGUUUAAUAAGAAAGCAUACUAUUUUCUCAUGUACCUGUCUAAUAACUGUAUUUUAUAUAACUUUUUAAUGCACUUUAUCUAGAAGUUCAAUCAUGUACCAUACUGUUUUUACUGUGUUAAUUUCAUAGCAUUUUAUAGUGUCAUUGUAUAAACUUCUUGUUAUAGUUUACAACUAUAUAUUAUUAAAAAAAUUAAACCUA
Messenger RNA from Stegodyphus dumicola, 1795 nucleotides. Its product is annotated as dual serine/threonine and tyrosine protein kinase-like. Gene Ontology annotation, molecular function: protein kinase activity; ATP binding. NCBI's taxonomy places the organism in Eukaryota, Metazoa, Arthropoda, Arachnida, Araneae, Eresidae. Gene Ontology annotation, cellular component: cytoplasm. Gene Ontology annotation, biological process: cellular response to fibroblast growth factor stimulus; negative regulation of apoptotic process; positive regulation of fibroblast growth factor receptor signaling pathway. The record is from RefSeq and is a predicted model, not a curated record.